AUGACAACAAAGUCACGGAGAAAUCGCACGAGACCGGAGACAGACGUGGGCUUCCGGUUGCUAGAUAGUGCCAACAUCAACAACUACUAUUUAAGUGUAGUUAAUUAUGAGCCACCAGAGCCACCCAGGGCACCCGAGCCAUACAAGCUCGCAUCGUCGACGAUGGCACGUGCACACAGAAAAUCGAGUUUUGUUAUACUCGCUGAGACUGAUGAGGGGGAAACCAAAUCGCCGAGUGAUUCGCCGAUUCACGGGGGACGCACGAGAUCGGGAAGAUCUAGGAGUCCGUUGUCACCUAGCAGGGGGAUUAGGACGGGGAGGGCUUCGCCGUUUCGUCCGAGGGGGUUUAAAGGACCACCACCACACGCUCAAUCCAGACCUCCGACGCCCCCACCACCCACACGGCGGCGGAGAUUCGUUCAACCAAAGUCACUUUCACAAGGCAACAGUCCACGAAAACAAUCGCUGAUACCGCAGCCGCGUGGUGGUCUAACAACAAUGAAGUCGAAAAAUCCGAAGCCAGAGCGCGAGAGGUGGGAGCGCCGAGGAAGUAGAAAGUUCACUCACUUGCCCCGCACAAGCUCCCUGAAGACGCCCCAGCCGGUGAGGCGCCCACUGAUCGAGGCUGUUCGUCCUUCGAAGGAGAAGCCUCCCAAGGCCACGACAAAAUUGCCGAAACAGGCGAUUAAGUCUCCCACCAAAAUCCCCAUUCGGAACCCAACCAACUCCGUUAACAACCGUUUCGUGAAGGUUGCCCACGAUAAUAACUCAAAAAUUAAAAAGCCGGGCGCGUCUCCGGGACAGCAGGACCAGCCAUCAACCCCUAACGUCCCGUUAUCGAUGACGAACGUUUCGAAUCCCCCGGAUUCGUCGCCCCUCAUCACCGACGAGUCAGUGGUGAUGGGCAGGCUCUCUGGACACAGCGACGAUAGUAUUAGGGGACCGAGGGAGGAGGACGAGGAGUUGGGGCUAGUGGACUUGCUGAAGCAGUCGUCGGGGGCGAGUGGCACCUCGAGUGUCGUCAAUGCCACGACGACAACAGCCGUCCAACCCCUGAGGAUCGACGCUGCGACCAUUCUCCCCGAGCCCCAGGUCCCCCCGGAGAGGAAGAGCCCUGUCGCCCCUGCGCCUGCCCCCAAUCCCGCCAAGAGAGAGACUCCCUCGUCGGUAGAGAGGAGAGAAGUCGAGAGGAGUCAGACUGUCACUGCCGUGGCUUCAGUUGAGCCAGUGAAAGAGGAAUCAGUCCCGCAACCCCAGCCGUCGAAAGCUCCCAAGCCGACGACCUCCAAGGACGAGGUCAAGCUCGACAGAGACGAAACGAGAAAUAAGCCUGUCGAGGUCGAGGCUCUGCGGCCCGCCAACCCCCAAGAUACGGGCGUUGUAAUUGAUGAGAGCCAGAGGACGUCGAAAGCUGGGUCGACAGCCCAGUCCAAGGCGGGAUUGAAACCCCAGUCCAACAGGACGAGUCCUCGCAGCGCGGGAGGGGGGGAGAGGGAACAGGGGAUGAGGGAGAGGGAGAGGAGCGACGUUCAGGUGUCCACAACUGCCAAAGAGAAAUUGGGGAAUCACGGGAGUGAGGCGUCGUUGAAGUCCUCGAAGUCGAACGGACUGUCCACGGGCUCCGCGGAGAGCAUCCGCUCGACGGACACGGGAGUGAGCUUGAAUACAGUCAGAGGGGUGCACGGGGUGUCGUCGGCCAGGGAGAAGAGGGGAACGCACACGGUGAAACGACCGGAUGAGAUUGAAACGCUCAGUGGGAAUGUCAUGCAUCUGGAGAGGGAGAGGAGAGCGGAGAAUGGAGAACCUGCUAUUGUGGAGGCGAGUGGACCAGUGAUGACGGGGCAGCAGGAGAAGCUCACGAGGGUGGGACGGUUCAGGAAGUGGAAGAGUUCGGUGAUUGAGCGGUGGCGGCAACGCUGGAGGUCCGCCAGGAUGGGGUGUCUUGGGGGGCGCAAGGGGAAGAUUAAACAGCAGAUGCAGGGGAGCAAUUUGGGACGGACCAGUGGACGCAGCAAUCCAGGGGGUAAUGAGCUCAGCAGGUGUGCUAGGUUUAGGGCCACUUUCUGCAGGGGCUUCAGGUGGGGCUCGAAGGUAGGGCCGUCAGAAGCCAACACCUGCUGUCGGCCUGAGGGUACUUGUGGAUUUUUGUGCUACUGCAAUUGGUGCAGACUGCCGAGGUGCGAGUGCUGUCGACGGUGCAACUGCUGCAGGCGAUCCAGUGAUGAUGAACGAUCGAAAAAUAUACGUGCCAAACACAGUCUGACCAGUGUUGCACCUCCACCACUUUCAGAGGCGCAGAAGUCUAAGCUUCCGGAUGUCCUUGUGGAGCACAACUCAGUGAUGCGAGGGGCAAUUCCGUGUCUUCCGGUGCCACUAGCAUGGUUCUGCCUCGUUUGGAACGUUCUCCUACCAGGAACUGGUACUGUUUGGAGCGGUCUGUUUAAUUUAUGCGUCGGACAGCCUCGUUUCGCCCAGACUGCCAGUGGAAAGAGUCGAUUCGGCGCUCUGAUUGUCAACAUCAUUGUGGGAGCGAGCCAGGCUUUCACCGUAUUAUUUUGCCUCGUCGGCUGGGGGUGGAGCAUCUGGUGGGCCGUUACGAUGAUUCGCUUAGCGAGAAAGUGGAAGCGAUUCAAAGCCGCUGAGGCAACGAAUGGUGAUCCGGAGGCUCGUGGUCCAGAGGGUGUCUUACCUGCGCCUGGUGUACCCACUCAAGCACUCAGAGGCGUGGAACGGGCUCGCUGAAGCCUUCAAGGAACAAAACAACAGAACAGAACAGAACAAAACAUUUCACACUUCUUCCGUCAAGCUAUUUCUAUGCUUUUUUACGUGAAUAUAAUAUUUCUGUCGUGAAGUGGUAAAAGGAGAUUCAUUCGCAAAACCGUUUGUUCAGACCAAACAAAUUUUUUCUGAAUUCAAAAAAUCGUUAUUUGACUCGAAACAACUGCUGUACAGGAUCAGUUGACGACAGAUUAUUUGGAAAAUAUCGUGGAAAUGAAAAUAUUCAUGAGAAUUCAUCACGAGAUCUUUUUUUAGUAUCUGGUACUUUCUGUAAAAAAUCGUUUGCUCAUGGAUUUUUUUUCAAAUUUCUUCGCUUUUGAGAGAGUCAUUAAAUACUAAGAGUAAUGAAGGGGUGAAAUGAGAUGAGUCAAUUCCGCUUCGA
Molecule: messenger RNA, 3160 nt
Organism: Diachasma alloeum
Lineage: Eukaryota; Metazoa; Arthropoda; Insecta; Hymenoptera; Braconidae
Gene: stum
Product: serine/arginine repetitive matrix protein 1
Exons: 7
Coding region: 1-2742 (913 amino acids)
Biological process (GO): proprioception; sensory perception of mechanical stimulus; taxis
Cellular component (GO): sensory dendrite
Source: RefSeq, a predicted model, not a curated record